AUGGGUCAUCGUACUGAGGAGUCGAUGGAUACGGAAGAGAUCGCUUUUAGAAGUUUGUCAUCUUCAAACCAUCAUAAUUUUCCUCAUGUUCACAAGGUAGGUGUACCUCCGAAGCAAACCCCGUGGAAGGAAUUCUCUGCCAUGUUGAAGGAAACAUUCUUUGCAGAUGAUCCUUUACGUACAUUUAAGGAUCAAUCCAGGUCUCGGAUGUUCGUUCUCGGGAUGCAAGCUGUAUUUCCGAUACUUGAUUGGGGUAGAAGUUAUAAUCUAGCUAAACUUAAAGGAGACUUAAUUGCUGGGCUUACCAUUGCGAGCCUUUGCAUUCCUCAGGACAUCGGCUACUCAAAACUUGCAAAUUUAGCUCCUCAAUAUGGUUUGUAUUCGAGCUUUGUCCCUCCCUUGAUCUAUGCCUUCAUGGGUAGCUCGAGGGAUAUAGCCAUAGGGCCAGUUGCUGUCGUUUCUCUACUCCUGGGGACUCUACUACAGAACGAGAUUGAUCCCACUAAUAAUGCAGUCGAAUAUCAUAGACUUGCCUUCACAGCUACUUUCUUUGCUGGCAUCACACAAGCUAUCCUCGGCAUUCUUAGAUUGGGUUUCUUAAUCGACUUCCUAUCUCAUGCUGCCGUUGUUGGUUUCAUGGGAGGUGCUGCCAUAACCAUUGCACUCCAACAACUUAAAGGAUUUUUAGGCAUAAAAAAAUUUACAAAGAAGACGGAUAUUAUUUCAGUUAUGCAGUCUGUGUGUGGCUCCGCCCACCAUGGAUGGAAUUGGCGGACGAUUGUGAUAGGAUCAACAUUUUUAGCCUUUCUUCUAAUUGCCAAGUACAUUGGGAAGAAGAACAAGAAACUCUUUUGGGUACCGGCUAUCGCUCCACUGAUCUCUGUUAUUUUGUCUACAUUCUUCGUGUAUAUUACCCACGCAGAGAAGAGAGGAGUACAAAUUGUGAAACAUAUCGAUAAAGGAAUUAAUCCCUCAUCUGUGAAUAAGAUUUUUUUUACUGGUGAAUAUCUUUUGAAGGGUUUUAGGAUUGGCAUUGUGGCUGGCAUGAUUGCAUUGACAGAAGCUGUUGCGAUUGGAAGAACGUUUGCUGCCAUGAAGGACUAUCAACUAGAUGGAAACAAAGAAAUGGUUGCUCUUGGAGCAAUGAAUGUAGUUGGCUCUAUGACUUCCUGUUAUGUGGCAACAGGUUCCUUCUCGCGUUCUGCAGUGAAUUACAUGGCUGGAUGCCAAACAGCAGUUUCUAAUAUCAUUAUGUCCUUUGUUGUAUUCUUAACAUUAAUGUUUAUCACACCUCUUUUUGAGUACACCCCGAAUGCAAUCCUCUCGUCCAUCAUUAUCUCUGCAGUCAUCGGCUUAAUUGACUAUGAGGCAGCAAUUUUGAUUUGGAAAACUGAUAAAUUUGACUUUGUUGCUUGUAUGGGAGCCUUUUUUGGGGUAGUUUUUGCCUCUGUUGAGAUUGGCCUCUUGAUUGCGGUCUCAAUAUCUUUCGCCAAAUUACUCUUACAAGUUACUAGGCCGAGAACAACAAUUCUUGGAAAAAUUCCGAGGACAAAUGUUUAUAGGAAUAUCCAACAAUAUCCCGAGGCAACGAAGGUCCCUGGUGUGUUAAUCGUGAGGGUUGAUUCGGCAAUUUACUUUUCAAACUCUAACUAUAUUAAGGAGAGGAUAUUAAGGUGGUUAACCGACGAAGAGGAGAAACUAAAAAGAGAUGGCCUUCAUCAGAUUCAAUACUUGAUAGUCGAAAUGUCACCUGUCACUGACAUAGACACCAGCGGCAUCCAUGCAUUGGAAGAGCUGUACAGAAGUCUCCAAAAGAGAUCUGCUCAGCUUGUUCUGGCAAACCCCGGGCCGGUUGUGAUGGACAAGCUUCAUGCGUCUAGUUUCACAAGUCUGAUAGGCGAAGACAACAUAUUUCUCACCGUGGCAGAUGCAGUUCUAACUUGCUCACCAAAGUUUGCUGAAGAGGUUUGA
This is a messenger RNA of Fraxinus pennsylvanica, 1971 nucleotides long. NCBI's taxonomy places the organism in Eukaryota, Viridiplantae, Streptophyta, Magnoliopsida, Lamiales, Oleaceae. The record is from the annotation of a GenBank genome assembly.